Aethalodelphis obliquidens (Pacific white-sided dolphin) is the source of this 8968-nucleotide messenger RNA. RefSeq names its product CDP-diacylglycerol synthase 2 (gene CDS2). The transcript has 13 exons. Bases 266 to 1603 code for a protein of 445 amino acids. Gene Ontology annotation, molecular function: phosphatidate cytidylyltransferase activity. The record is from RefSeq and is a predicted model, not a curated record. NCBI's taxonomy places the organism in Eukaryota, Metazoa, Chordata, Mammalia, Artiodactyla, Delphinidae. Gene Ontology annotation, cellular component: endoplasmic reticulum membrane.
CCCUCCCGAGAAAAGGAGUUGGUGGGGCUGGGCUGGAGGAGGUUGGUCGCGCUCUGCCCGGGUGAAAGGGCGGUGGCUGCACCGGGCGGGGCCAAGUUUCAGGGCUGGCGGCCGGGCUGCGGUGGCGUCGGGAGCCGCUGCGAAGCUGCGCGCUGCUUAGGCGACGGGGGGCUGGCCGAGCAGAGUCCGCGCGCGCCCGCGCUGAGCUGCCGGCCUCGGCGGCUGCGCCACUCGGCCGCAGCGACGAAGCGCUGGUGUUUCCAGCAUGACGGAGCUAAGGCAGAGGAUGGCCCGCGAGCCGGACGCACCGCCCGAGGAAAAGGAGUCGGAGGCAGAAGCAAAGGCAGAUGGAGAGACUGCAUCGGACAGUGAGAGCCGAGUGGAAGCUGUCACCCUACCAACCUCUGUAGACGAUACCCCAGAGGUCCUCAACAGGGCCCUUUCCAACUUGUCUUCAAGAUGGAAGAACUGGUGGGUGAGAGGCAUCUUGACUUUGGCCAUGAUUGCAUUUUUCUUCAUCAUCAUUUACCUGGGACCAAUGGUUUUAAUGAUGAUUGUGAUGUGUGUUCAGAUUAAGUGUUUCCAUGAGAUUAUCACUAUUGGCUACAAUGUCUACCACUCCUAUGACCUGCCCUGGUUCAGAACCCUCAGCUGGUACUUUCUACUGUGUGUAAAUUAUUUCUUCUAUGGCGAAACAGUGACAGAUUACUUCUUCACUCUGGUCCAGAGAGAGGAACCUUUGCGGAUUCUCAGUAAAUACCACCGAUUCAUUUCCUUUACUCUCUAUCUAACAGGAUUCUGCAUGUUUGUGCUGAGUCUGGUCAAGAAGCAUUAUCGACUGCAGUUCUACAUGUUUGGCUGGACCCAUGUAACAUUACUGAUUGUUGUAACCCAGUCACAUCUUGUUAUCCACAACCUGUUUGAAGGAAUGAUCUGGUUCAUUGUCCCCAUUUCUUGUGUGAUCUGUAAUGACAUUAUGGCCUAUAUGUUUGGCUUCUUCUUUGGUCGAACCCCACUCAUCAAGCUGUCCCCGAAGAAGACCUGGGAAGGCUUCAUCGGGGGCUGCUUUGCUACUGUGGUAUUUGGCCUUCUGCUGUCCUAUGUGAUGUCCGGGUACAGAUGCUUUGUCUGCCCCGUGGAGUACAACAAUGAUACCAACAGCUUCACUGUGGACUGUGAGCCCUCGGACCUGUUUCGUCUGCAGGAGUACAACAUUCCUGGGGUGAUCCAGUCGGUCAUUGGCUGGAAAACAGUCCGGAUGUACCCCUUCCAGAUUCACAGCAUUGCCCUCUCCACUUUUGCUUCACUCAUUGGCCCCUUUGGAGGGUUCUUCGCUAGUGGAUUCAAGCGAGCCUUUAAAAUCAAAGACUUUGCCAAUACCAUUCCUGGCCAUGGAGGCAUCAUGGAUCGCUUUGACUGCCAGUAUCUGAUGGCCACCUUUGUCAAUGUGUAUAUUGCCAGUUUUAUCAGGGGCCCUAACCCGAGUAAGCUGGUUCAGCAGUUCCUGACCUUGAGGCCAGAUCAGCAGCUCCACAUCUUCAACAUGCUCAAAUCUCACCUGACUGACAAGGGGAUGCUGACAGCUGCCACGGAGGACGAAUAGGGACCACCAAGGGCCAGAAGAGCAGGAACAGGGCUGAGUGAGGGGCAGGGCUCCAGGGCAAGCCCAGCUGGACAAAGACAAGACUUCAACUCACUGUCUUUUUUUUUUUUUUUUACAGUGUUUUUUAUUUGUGGAUUUAAAAAAAAAAUCUGUGUGUACAGUCUAUGUGCUUAUGAUUUGGGUUGUAAGUAACCUACAGCUUUGAGUUGGAAAGAAGUCAUGGUGGUAAAACCAUUUGGGUUUUUAAAACCGAAGUUUUUAACAACCUGGAAGACAGUGUUGCCCAGCUCUGAAGCACCUGCUUGGUGCUUCUAGCUCCCAAGCUGGAGCUUCCAUAUCUGGGCUUGAUCAGAGUGGUCAUUCAUCUGUGUUCUUCCAGUUUAGCCACCCCGCCACCCCGCCACCCCAAGCUCUCUUUGUAGCUGACCCCCAGCAGGGAAGAGAUGCACAGCUUGGAUGUCUUUACUACUGGAGCGCUUUCCCUGGGCUUCUCAGUAAUCCCUGCCUUGGAGCUACAGGAGUGCUGCCUCCUGAGGCUGGAGGGAUGAAGACUUGUUAAUCAGAUAGGCAUUCUGUUCACAAAUCCUGUGGAGUAUGAGCUCUGCUUUAUGAUAUGGGUUCACCUCGCUUCAUCACAGACUGAAAGAAGGUUUCAGUUUUUAUUUUUUUCAGAAAGCAUGAAAAAUUAUAAUAGUCUGGAGAAAAGCUACACUGUACUAUUUCAAGUGUAUGCAGUAGGAUAUACUGUAGUUGGGCCUUUUCCCACAGGGUUUAGGCUCAAGUGGCUCCUAUAGGGCAGUCGGUUAACUGGGUCUUUUCAGGGAUGAUGUCGUUCACGUUUGUGCUGUAGACUUGUUGCUGCUGAAUCCCUUCUGGGGGCUUCCCGAUUUGACAGGGAGCAGAGGGCUUCUCUUUCACAUGCCCAUGCCCUUGGCCUUGCUGACCACCCACGUAGCUGCUGUGUUGUGUGUGUGUGUGUGUGUGUAUAUUAUAUAUAUAAUAUAUAUAUGUAUAACUCUUAAGGCAAGUGUGUAUCUGUGUGUGUGUUAAAAAUCACUUAUUUCUUACAGUGAUUUCAAUUGUACCAUGACUUCUUCACUGAAACCACAAAGUCCUGCUUACAACUCUGCAUAACCCAACCCAAUUAGAGGUUUGAAGCUUCUGAAGAUUAAAUGCACACUUGUUGUAUAAUGUGACCAGUUUAAAUGUAGUUUAUAUUUUACAGGGGGACCGUUUUUCUUUUCAACUGUGACUUAUUUAUUGUUUCCUUUUAAGUAGAGGAGUGAGGUUGACUUUUGGAAUAUACAUUCUUUGUCAGGACAAUAAGCAAGGGGAGAGCUUGGUGGCCAAGUGUGUUCCAUUAUUCUGUGCCAUAUUGGUUCUCAUUGCCAAAUGGGGGUGUAGCAGCUUGCUUCAGCACCUUGGGCUGGUGCUGCUUUGCUUUAUUUCUGUUUAUCUCAGCCUCACUGCAUCCGUGGAUGCUCACAGCCAGCCCAGAUCACUAAAGCGUCCAGCACGGACCAGACCCCUCUUGAUGUCUCAGCUCACAGUCGCUGUGUGACCUUCCACGUGCAACAGCUUCUUUCUUCUGAACUUUUAUUUCCAGUUCAUUACAUGGCUUUUCUUUUUCAGGUCCAAGGCCCCCUUAAAAACAAAAUGUGUUUUUGCAUGGGGUUUUAGUGCUGGCUGUGACUCUAGGUAGGACAGACACAUCACUCUGUGGGUCCUCAUUUUCUGAGGUGUCUUGUAAUUCCCAUAUUCCAUGAUUCUGGCUGAACAAGUACAUGUACCAGAGGCUGCUGCAGGUAUUGAGUCAUGUCCUGGGCACCCAAAAAGCAAGUACUUACAGGCCUUUUCUAAAUACUUGUCCUUAAAAUGCUUGUCCUCAGCAAUAAAUCUUAAAAAGUGGAGGUGAUGAGUAACGAAUCUAGUUUUCUGAUUGCAGAAUGAACUUGGUUCCCCAAACCAGAGAUGGAAUGGUGCCACAUUUGUCUCGUGGUGCCCUACUGUGGGCAGAUGGUGGAUCCUUGGGUGCAGGGAGUCUCAGCUGGGACUCGGCAGCAGAGAGCCACCUUUGAAUAGGUCUUCCUUUGGGAUCAGGGAGCCUGGCACAUUCCUGUGGACAUGGCUGCUGAUGGGGGUCCUGGGAAACGGCAGCUGGAAGCUCAACAGAGCUGCCAUCAAGAAAGCCUGAGGGUCAGCUGGGAUUUUGUUUUCUUUUGAUUCCCUUCCUGCUUUCUGGUGAAAUAGGGGAAUUUCAUAGUCAGUAGCCAGGAGACUGAUGCCACCUUGUGUCUAUAUAGCACAUUGUUUUUCUUUCUCCCAUUUAUUGAAAAUCUUUCACCAAAUAGACAAGUUUCCAGAGACUUGUAACACACAGCUGUGCAGAUAUUAAUGAGUGGCAUAACUUGCUUCAGAUCCAUUUUUUUUUUUGUGAGAAAUAAAAUGUGACAAAUUGUGUGCCCUCCCUUGUUGUGGAUUUAGUUUCUAACUCCCAUGCAUGGUUUUAUGUUUCCCAUUUGAUUUUGUGUUCAUACAUAUUGUGCAGUCCUGUUUUAGAGAUUUUUUUUUUUGUUUUCCAAUUUGAAUCCUAUACAUUCUCACAGCAGCCUUCUGAGGUACCUCAGGUCAGAGGCAUGAGCCCUUUGCUGAUGAGGAAGCCGAGGGCCGGGGGGCACUUCCCCAGGGUCACGUGGUGGUUGUGCUCACCAGCAGGACAAGGACUUCUCAUCCCCGGGCCUCCUCACCUUUGGGAGAGCGCAAUAUUCCUUCUGGCAAGCUCAGGAGGCCUGACCUGUGUGCCAUGUUUAGAGUUUAAGUUGCUGUUAGCUCCUACUUGGUGACAUAAGGAGCUGAUGGAAAAAGAAACCAGGGAGCAUCUGCAGGGGCUGGGCCUGGGCGUCCUCCCUGGCGAGUUCUCGUGACUGCUCGCAGGACACCCACGCCUUUUCCCUUUGCGUGCAUGUGCCACCCUCUCAGUUGCUCUCAGCAUCGAAAAAGUACACAUUUAUGUUUUGCUUCUGAAAGUGAAACCCUCUAAGGCAGCCUGGGCCUUAUUUAUGUUUAUUACUUCUUGCCUGUUUCAUAUUCUGAGCAUUUUAGUAGGUAUAGUUUAACUGUAUUUAAGAUGUAUCUCCUUCUAGUGUUGUACAAUUCUGUAAUGUAUGUUUGAAACUAAUGUCUCUUUCAGAAGGGGCAAAAUGUAGCCUUACACAGGUAGACUCUGAAAUCAUUUUAUGGUAUUUAUUUUUUCCCCGCUGUGCUUUUUAUCCUGUAACUUAUAUUGUAUAAGAAGAUUCCAAAAAUAUAUUUUAACGGAGACUAAACGGGCCCUUUGAUUUGAAUGAGCUAGUUGCCGAGUUAGCUGGAGGCUGAUUCGAAUGGAUCCUUAAGUUCACAUCUUCAGACUGUCAGUGAGCCCCUGGCAGGCUCAGGAGCAUCCCUGACAUUGCCAGGGGCAGGGGUGUGUGUGACUGACUCAGGGCAAAGAGCAUCAUUGCUUGGAAAACUGGACAGCAGUGGCCUUGCUCCGUAAGAAGCCUGCCCAAGGUCAGUUUCCAAGGAAGUAGAUUUGCAUUACUGUACUAGAUGUGGCACCUCUGAAACUUCUUCUUGUGUCACUGAUAUCUUAGGCACCAUCGCCUUUUGUCUUUGGGAGUAACUCUCAUCUGUGCCCACCUUUCUUGUGCGUUGUGAUUAUGUGCUGAGGAAGGGGUGGAGUGGGGAGGGAGCAGUUUCCCUUAGGCCCAGGGUGCUGUCCUUCCACAGAAGGAUGUCCAGGUGACUGUCACACACACAUUGCAAAACAACAAACCAUGGGCCGACUCUCACUGUGCUUGUCAGCAGGGGCUCCGAAAGAGUGGCUGGAACAAACCAUCAGCUUCCUGAAGAGAGGGUCUGGUUCUUGGGCAGAGCCUCGUUAUUCUGUCCUUGUCUUGGUGAAACGAACUUCCUUUUCCCUUGAUCACCUUCCAUGCUCGCAGUUACCCAGCUUUCACUUUUUAAAGAGAUUACCCGCUCCCACUUCCUAACUUGUUUUCCCUUGUUGGGUGGGGGCCCUUGUGGCACGACCUACAUAGGGUGCUAGGCUUGGACCAAGUGGUGAUGAAAGAGGCUAAUUUAAGGGCUCUUCUAGGCCUACCUCCUCUUGGUCCUGAAGUCUGUUCACCCACAUUCCCUGCAGAAGGUGGGCCCGUUCUCAGUGAGGAAUGGAGUCCCAGCUGCUGACUGCCUAUUUCCAUUUGAAGGUGGCCCCGUCUUUCUGUUCCUCCCAUCACUGCACACCCCCCCCUUUCAGGUUUACCGGCAGUAACCUUAUUCACCUGGCCUCUUAGGUGGGUAGAGGCUGCUGUUCUUACGUGGGGCUGCCUCUUGAUAGAGUAAGGCUUUCACCUGUCCGUAUGUAUGGCAUGUUUUCAAAGACAAAGAGAUCUCAGCUGGGAGGCUGGUUUGGGAGGUAUACUUUGGGUGCUGAAGUGUUGGGAUUUUAGAACAUGUAGAUGAUUUAUGAGAACAGAAUGCCAGAAUAUCUGAAGUCUAGGAUUUUAUGGCCAGUGGCUUUCAAAUCCAUUGGCUCUUUGAAAACCCUGCCCCCCUUCCCCUCUUCUACCAAAUGCCUGUCUGAUGAGGCUCCUUUUUAUUCUCGAGUCAUUAAGUUACCAGCAGUGUGUUUAUUAAUAAUAAUUGCAAUAAUAGUGCUUAAUAUGUGCCAGGCACAGUGCUAAGGAUGCAUUAUCCCUUUUAAUCCAGAAAACAACCUUUGAUCAGGUAUUAUCUCCAUUUUAUACAUGAGGAAAAUGAGGUACCAUGACAGGCAAAGUGCAGUGGUUAAGAUAGACUUUGGGCUCAAAUAGCCCUAGGUUUGGGCAGGUUACUAGGUACAAUUCCAACCCAGCUGGCUCUGAUAAUAGCAGCUCCCUUACGGGAUUGUUGUGAGGAUUUUAUGAGGUAAUGCAUGUAAAUAUUUGUCAGUGCCUGGCACAUAGUAAGCUCAAUAAAUGGUAGUUGUUUUUAUUGAACCCAGCUGGUAAUUUGAACCCAGGGUUGUGUGAUGCUGGAGACUGUUUCUCAGCCACUACACUGCCCCUUCCCUGCACACAGCCUGGGUGUUCAAAGUCUAGAAAGUGACCACACUCUCCUUCUGAGAGAAUCAGUCCAGACCUUACCCAUCUACAGUGACUGGGUACUUCCCACUUCAUUUAGAAAGCCAGCCUGACGAAAGGAAAGAGGAUGUGGACAAGUUCCAGAAUUCUCCAUUCCUGGUAGGAAUGGUUUGCCUGAGGUUUUGCUCACCUCCUGCUGCCCCUGGUCUGGACUUGCCACGGGGAAGGAGGCCCUUUCCUCUUGCCUGGUGGUGCCUCCACUUCCUGGGCAGUAAGGGCUGAUCUGUGAAUUGCUGUGGACCCCAUGUCCCCCUCUGCCAAGAACUGUGCUCUGUGCACACAGCUCAGGGACCUGCAGCAGUCCUCCGUGUGAGCGGACACCGCGGGGCCCAAGAGGAGUGGGAGAGAGAGAAAGCUGCUCUGUAGUAGAUGAUAGUACAGAGGGAAGGCCUAAAGCUCUCGCUCAUGUCCUUACACAUAACAAGUCAGGGGCUUUGUGUUUCUUGCUUUCUUAAAAGUGUUAACAGGGUAGAUGCAGGUGACCACUUGGGGAUAGAUAGAGGGUGUUUCUCUUGGAUUCUAGGUUAGCAGAGGAUCUCAGCGGUGAUUCAUGAAUGAAAGGAGAGUAGGCACCGGAUUAAUGAAAAAUGAAAACUAUUUCUUUUAGUUUUCCGAAUGCAGACAGAGGAGUUGGGGAGGGUGUGUUUGAGGUGGCUCAUUCUUCACUUGGAAGGAAUGGUGUUGACGGGGUAUCCCGGAAGUUCUCAAGCCAAUAGAAUAAUAAUGACCUAGGACCACUGGCUUGACUGUGGGCUGUUUCCUGAGUGAGGGGAAUGAAGACUAGACCCAAGGCCCAUGUGUUUAAAUGGUAGUCUCUCCCCUUCAGUUAGUUGCUUAUGACAGGAGCCAGGAGCACAGUUGUGGGGGUUUAGUGAGCAGCUGCUGUGAUGGACUGAUCCUAGGCCUGCCUCCCACUCCUCUGGACCCAUGCUUGCCAGGCCGGGCACUUCCUCCCUCAUUGUUGCAUCUAAUGGACCCAGGCAGCUUUUUAUCUGUAGAGAAAACAGCUCCAAACCAGGGGCAAGGGCCCUCUGCACCUUGGGCUGAAGAUGCUGCUGCAGUGGUCUCCCAGGUCUCGGGAGACCCUUAUGUAGUGCUCAGAGUCUCUAGUUGGGUUUAGCCACCUGGUGACUGUCCUAGGUGAGAUUCUCUGCCGACGUCAUCCAUAGCGCAGUCCCUGUCCUUGGCUGCUGGAGCACCCAUUUCUUACCUUUGUUAGUUUCAUGUGCUCGUUUUGCUGGCUUUGUGCCAGGGAAUGCCAGACUAGAAAGGGGGUUGAGAAUGUACCUACCUGUUUUUAUAAGGAUGUCCUUUGUGUUCUGUUGCAUUUGAAUCCUCCAUACACACAGCACCAUGUGGCUGCCACACAGCACUGUGUUGCUGCCUUAUGUCACACUGGCUGGGUGUCUGGGAGCUGAUUACAAAGGGAAAGAGCUGAGCAGACAUCAGGGCCAACAUAACCAAAGGACUUGGAGCCAAGAGAACAAAAGGCAGUGUCAGGAUACACUGGUUUAUUGUCGUCCGGCCAGCGGACUGUUGAGAAGCCAUGGGGGCAGCAGCAGGAGGAGUGCAGGCAGAGGAGAGGCCAAGAGUCCUGCAGCUGGCGGAGGCCAGCCCUGAGUGUCUUGUGGGUGCGGGAACAGAAACUGGGCUCAGAAACCCAUCCAGGUCUCCCUGGAUUCAAUGCUCAUGCACUGUGAAUUCUCUUCUGGAGUCGAUGCUGAUACCAAGUUUUAAGUUUUAUUGGUGUUUAAUACUUUCCAAAACAGGAGGGGAAGACCAAAGUGUUAGAGACAAGCGGCCCCUCUGUUGAAGAUUGUUGGGAAGCCUGGUGGUGUUGGGUGAGUCAGGCACUUCCUCAGUUCUGUUCACUCUGAAGACCUGUUUAGUGAGAAAGUUCCCCAAAACAUAGAAAUGGCUUCCCUGGCCCCACUGGGGAGUGCCAGGUAGUCAAAUGUAGCCCACUGCAGUGUCUGUGCUGCCAAGAUUGGCCCGGAGUUUGUCCUGGCCCUGCCUCUGGCAUUUCACUAAAUCCAUGUGUUUUUGCCCCAGCUGACCUUUCUCUGUGCACUGUCUGAUCAGUAUUGAACUGAUUCUUUUUCAAUGAAGUGUCAGAUCAUGAUAUACUGUACAUUGGAAAGUAUUCACCUUAUUUAUAUACCUGAAUCUUCCUACUACACAAAUAAACAUCUGUUAAAUUCUG